GAUCAUAGUUCAAACAGUCCUGCGCCGCGCUGUUACGCGCGUGGUCGCCUAAUAACAUUAUAUAUAUUUCGAUGCGUGAAUUCUGUUUACGUAUAAAAAAAUUGACGUCUCGACCAUAAUGUAUACAGCCUUGUGAUUCGACAUGAAAUAAAUAAUAGUUUGAUUUCGUUUAUAAAAAACCCAUAGGGUUGUCGUUGAAAAUGUAACAUUUUAUUGGAAUAUAUUGUGUUAUUUUUGAAGAAUAAACGCGACAAUAUAAAUUUCACUAGUUCCUGAAGACAAGGAUGAUUAAAAACUGUGAAUGUAUAAGAGAAUAAAGUUAUAUAUUAAAUUUGUUUCGAAUAAACAGCAAAAUUCAAUUGCGAUAACUAAUUUAUUUGAAGACUGAAAAAAAAACACAGUAAUGGCAUCGGUUCCACCAGAAACUCCAGCUCAGUCUGCCACUCCAGAUGGUACCCCAACGCCGUCACCGGACCCUGAAGCCGUAACCAAAUUCAACUUUUUAAAACAAGUCAGAUCCGCUAGAAAUAAUCCGUUCGUGAAAGCACGACCUUCGCUGACGAGGGAGAGCUCCACUGCGGAAUUGUUUUCGAGGGAAAAUUCUAGUACGGAUUUCUUCCAAAACUCCAGAUUAAAUUUAUUCGAAACAGCGCCCAAACCAGAAGCGACAAAUCAAAGCUACGCCAAGGGCGUGUCGUUCAUAGGAUGGCACCAGCGUACGAAGUUGGAGCGGGUGCUUUUGAUCCUGAUAGCUGCCCUUCUUCUAGCCGUGCUUCUCACCACAUCCCUCCUUCUUGCUAUGAGAGGCCCUUCUUACCUACCAGUACCGCCCUGUUAUCAACCAGAACCAAAAGAAGCAUCCAGCGUGUGCCUGUCCAGUUCGUGUAUUUACACAGCAAGUGAAGUGAUCAGGGCAUUGGACGAGACCCAAGAUCCUUGUAAUGACUUCUACGAGUUCGCGUGCGGCGGAUGGAUCCGGAACAACCCGAUCCCCGAGGGUAAAUCCACGUGGGGGAUCUUCAGUAACAUCGAGUUGCAGAAUCAACUAACAAUACGUUACGCACUUGAAAAAGUAAACACCACAGACAAUACUGAUGCUGAAGCGAAGGCCCGGAUAUACUACGACGCGUGCAUAGACACGAAUGAAACCAUAGAGAAGUUGGGGGAGAAGCCUCUAGUGAAUAUCAUUAAGAAGUUAGGCGGCUGGCACAUUCUUCCCAGCACCAUGAUCAAACAGCCUAAGUUUGACUUACAGAAGUUACUCCAGGAUGUACAGAAUUCAUACAAUUUAGGUGGACUAUUUAAUUGGGCUGUGACAGAAGAUGAUAGAAAUUCAUCCAAGCAUGUCAUAGUUUUGGACCAAGGCGGACUGAAUCUUCCAACUCGAGACAACUACCUCAACAAAACAGCGCAUAAGAAAGUUCUAGAUGCAUACCUAGACUAUAUGACUCGUGUUUGCGUAUUAUUAGGCGCUAACAAAACAGAAGCUAGGUCACAAAUGAGUAAAGUUAUACAAUUCGAAACGGAACUAGCGAAUAUAACUACGCCCUCUGAAGAAAGAAGGGACGAGGAAGGACUAUAUAACCCUUAUACAAUAAGGCAAUGGCAGAAGGAAGCGCCAUUUUUGAAUUGGACUAUGUUCUUUAACGAUGCUUUCAAAUUGGUUAAUAGAACUAUACCUGAUACGGAGAGAAUAGUUGUAUAUGCACCCGAGUACUUCAGAAACCUCACUAAAGUUAUAAGAAGAUAUAGCAAGACAGAAGACGACCAGAAAACACUUACCAGCUACAUGAUGUGGCAAGUAUCGCGGUCAUUGUCCACAUAUUUGUCAAAGUCAUUCCGGGACGCGACCAAGAUAUUAAGAAAAGCUCUCUUCGGUUCCGAGGGUACCGAAGAAUCUUGGAGAUAUUGUGUUACCGAUACCAACAAUGCUAUUGGUUUUGCAGUCGGCGCCAUGUUUGUUCGCGAAGUAUUCCAUGGUGAAGCAAAGACACAAGGCGAGAUAAUGAUUGACAAUAUACGAAACGCAUUUAAGAGAAAUCUAAAGAACUUAGACUGGAUGGACUCGGAAACUAGAGAAGCAGCAGAAACAAAAGCCGAUGCUAUCACCGAUAUGAUAGGUUUCCCUGAUUACAUCCUGCAUAAAGACGAGUUGAACAAGCAAUACGAGGAAUUGCAGGUGAAGCCGAAUGAAUAUUUUGACAAUAAUAUCGCAUUCAACGUGUUCAGUCUCAAGAAUGACCUUAAGAAGUUGGAUCAGCCUGUCAACAAAACGAAAUGGGGCAUGACACCUUCCACCGUGAAUGCGUACUACACUCCAACCAAGAACCAAAUAGUAUUUCCCGCCGGCAUUCUACAACUGCCAUUCUAUGAUGGGGAUAAUCCCAAAUGCGUCAAUUACGGAGCCAUGGGAGUGGUGAUGGGACAUGAGCUGACGCAUGCGUUCGAUGACCAGGGGAGGGAGUAUGACAGGUUUGGUAACUUGAACAAGUGGUGGAACAACGCAACUAUAGCUCGGUUUAAGAAACGAGCCGAGUGUAUACAGAAGCAGUACUCCGACUACUCAGUGGACGGACAACAUUUGAACGGGAAGCAGACGCUGGGCGAGAACAUUGCAGACAAUGGUGGCUUGAAGGCCUCGUUCCAUGCAUACCUCGACUACAGCUCUAGCAAAGACACGGCCGUGAACCUCACGCUGCCCGGCCUCAAGUACAACCACCGACAGUUGUUCUUCAUAUCCUUUGCUCAGGUGUGGUGUUCAGCAAUGACUAAGGAAUCGACCAAGAUGCAAAUAGAAAAAGAUGACCACACCGUCGCAAAGUAUAGAGUCAUCGGCCCCAUAUCAAACUUAAAGGAAUUUUCUGACGAAUUCCAUUGUCCCAUAGGAUCAAAAAUGAACCCCAAGCAUAAAUGCGAAGUAUGGUAAACAAUUUCACCUACAAUUUGUAGGCACAGAGAUAAUUGCUAAAGAGCUUUGGCCCAGCUAUAUAUUAAUUUUAGCAAUGGAAUCUGAAGGUCAUAGACUAAAGUAAUAGAUAAAACGAGACAGAUCAUUUAUCUCAUGAUACUGCUUUAGCUGGUCUGUGUUACAUAUUACUUUAUUCUAUAUUUGUAAUGGCGAACAUUGAUUGAGAUCUUUUGAUAUAUAUAUUGUAUGUAUAAUGAGCUUAGCAAUGGUUGAUAUUUAAGAAUUAUGGGUAUUUAAUCAGGUCAUAGAGGCGAAUUAAAAAGUAAAUAAAAUUUAAUAUUGUUGUAAUUGAAUAAAGACCUAUAUACACGGUGAGAUUAUUGUAACGAUUCGUCGUUCGAUUUUUAAAAUUGAAUGGUAGUAUUACAAUAAUCGUUUCGAUUAUGGAACCAAUAAAUUGUGCUGUGUAUGACCACGUAAUACGGCUGUUAUAUACACACUGGCUGCGCGAAAAGAAAAAUUGAAUGAAUGUAGAAUAAUAAUUUUAAUUAUAAAUUCUAUACUUUAAAUUUUUUUGUGUUCUUUUUCAUGCCAGCCGUUUUAAUACAAUGUUAAACAUAAUAAUUUAUAUUUGCAAUGGUACUUAUUCAAAAUGUUGAUACCUAGCCUUAAAUUUUGAUGUCUGUAACUGUAAUGCUUUUUACGUUAAAUGUAACCUUCAAAUAGCUUCACAGAGUAAAUGUUUUGUUCACUAUUAUACGUAAAGCCUGGUUCACACUGUGUUCAUAUUUUAGUCUAAUAUUCAAAGCAUAGAUCAAAUUAGUGGUUAAUAUAAAGUCGACUAAAAUGUAUGCACAGUCUAAACUAUGUCUUACUGUGUAAUAUAAUUUAAGUAUAAAAUUAAUUAUUAAGUAAAUGUGUGCAAUGUUUAGUCGUACUUAAUUUAAGCGAAAACUGGUAAAUGCAAGUGCCAUUUUUUAAGAAAUAUAGUGUAACCACAGACCAUAAAAAAUACCAACGUACAACUUGAGCCAUGUUGGGAGCACAGGUACUAUGGGAUUUGGACAUAGUCUUCCAUUAUGAUUAUGGGAUUUGAGUUCUAUUUGUAUCUGAGUAUUCAUACAAAUAUAGAAAUAGAAUAGAUGAGGCAUUACUACUAUCACUUGAAUUUUUAGAACAUAUUAUAUGGAUUUAUGUAAAUGAGAUAUCGAUUCGUGUUAAUUAUUGAGUUUGUAUUAUAUAUAUAUAUAUAUAUAUAUAUAUAUAUAUAUAUGUAUGUAUAUAUAUAUAUAUAUAUACAUACAUACAUACAUAUAUAUAAAUAUAGUGUUAGUAAACUCUAAAUCACUUAAAUUUAACAGUUGAGUUUUUCUGAAUUUUUUUUCAUUUUCUCAUUCGAAAACAAACGUAAUGACAAAUCCAAGGUAAUGACUGAUCCCAACAUGGCGUAGCCAAAUAAUAAGUUAAAGUAGUUAACUGAAAAUUAACCUUAAAGUUCCAAGUAAUAUAGUAUAUUUUGUAACUGACAAAUUACUUUUAUUACAUGCUCCACUUUAUGUUCUAUUAUUUAGUAAAUAUUAGUCAAUGUCUUGUCAACAAUUUGUAUAUUUUAUGUUUUGUAGGAGAAUUCGCAUGUACAGUCAGAAAAAAUAAUGUCUGGUAACUAUUCAUUGCUGUAAUGUAUCUCCUUUUUUAUCACAUUUUAUUGACAUGAAAAUAUAUAAAAUACUUAUAUAU
Molecule: messenger RNA, 4645 nt
Organism: Galleria mellonella (greater wax moth)
Lineage: Eukaryota; Metazoa; Arthropoda; Insecta; Lepidoptera; Pyralidae
Gene: Nep3
Product: endothelin-converting enzyme homolog
Exons: 14
Coding region: 404-2926 (840 amino acids)
Biological process (GO): protein processing
Cellular component (GO): plasma membrane
Molecular function (GO): metalloendopeptidase activity
Source: RefSeq, a predicted model, not a curated record